UAUCUUGUGGCUCCAGAUUUUCACAGCUUAGAGAGAGAGAGGAGAGAAAAGAAGAAAGAAGACACAGAAAUCUAAAAAGGUUGCGUUUUUAAUGGCAACCUUUCUCUCCUCAUCUUCUCUUCCUCUCCCUCUGCUCCUCUCCUCUAAUCACUGUCUCCUUCAAACGCCGCCGUCUCUUUCUCUCUCAUUCCCAUUUUCUUAUCCUCUUCGCGCCACUAUUACCGCAAAUUCUAGACAAAUCAAAACCCUAAUUCUUGCUUCGUCGAAUUCAGAUUCUUCCUUCGACGGAUUCGGUUUUAAUCGAGAGCCUUGUUCUACCGAUAAGAAAUCACUUCUUUCAGAAUUGAUACAAGAGAUAGAGCCAUUAGAUGUGAGCCUUAUCCAAAAAGAUGUUCCACCUGCUACUUUGGAUGCUAUGAAGAGGACCAUCUCGGGCAUGUUGGGCUUACUUCCAUCAGACCGAUUUCAAGUUUUUAUUGAGGCUUGGUGGGAAUCUCUCUCAAAGUUAUUGGUCUCUUCAAUGAUGACAGGGUAUACACUACGAAAUGCUGAGUAUAGGCUUUGCCUUGAAAGAAACCUUGAUAUACACGAAGAAGAUUCUGAAAAGCAAGCGCAGGGAAAUUCAAAAAACAAUCUUCAAGGGUUAGUGCUAGAGAGUGAAGAAACAAAUCAAAGUCUUGGAAAAGAUACUGAAUUUGAAAAAAUUGCAGAAGACCUAUCUGAUGACAUCAAUAUCCAAGGCCUUGGUGAAAUAUCCCUUGAAGCUCAGCAAUAUAUUCUUCAUUUACAAUCUCAUUUAUCUUCUGUGAAAAAGGAACUACAUGAAGUUAGGAUGAAAAGUGCUGCUCUUCAAAUGCAUCAAUUUGUCGGCGAAGAAAAGAAUGAUUUACUGGACUACUUAAGGUCACUACAACCAGAGAAGGUUGCCGAGUUAUCCGAACCAACAUUCCCUGAAUUAAAAGAAACGAUCCAUUCUGUAGUCCACGGUCUCCUUGCAACCCUUUCUCCUAAGAUGCAUUCUAAGACUCCUCCACAAUCAGAGAACACAUCACCUGGAUCGCUAAAUAUUGGAGUUGAUUGUGCUGAACUUGUUGAGAACACUUCACUUCAUUUCCAGCCCCUCAUUUCAUUGACAAGGGACUAUCUGGCACGACUACUUUUCUGGUGUAUGCUUUUGGGGCACUACCUGCGAGGCCUUGAGUACCGAAUGGAGCUGAUGGAACUUCUAUCCUUGACAAGCCAUGAAGAAAAUGAUUCCUGUGAAGACAGGCAAGUUGCUUGAAGGCGUUUCUUUCAGAUGCUUCGGAUUGUAAAUAUUCAAGGUUUGUUUUUCAAGAUUCAAGAUGAAGAGGCUGGAAGUGAGAUAUAAGCAUGGGCCAAUUGAGCUCUUCCGGAUAGAUAGUUUCCUUAGUGUAAUAGAAUUCCUUCAUAUUUUUCACAAGUAUAUUAUCAUCUCUUUCUUUGACCGUUAGAUUAUCACCACACCCACACGCACAUGUACAAAGUAGAGAAACUUCUGCGUUCUUGCUUUCUCUUACGUUUCUAGCAAGUUUUUAGUUUUUUGUUCCAAAUGUUUGUAGCAGGUGGAGAAUAUAUAUCCGUGGAAUGAGCAUAAGUAGAUCAUUUACCAGUAAA
Messenger RNA from Populus trichocarpa (black cottonwood), 1635 nucleotides. RefSeq lists its product as uncharacterized. The coding region runs from base 92 to 1282 and encodes 396 amino acids. The transcript is spliced from 6 exons. The record is from RefSeq and is a predicted model, not a curated record. NCBI's taxonomy places the organism in Eukaryota, Viridiplantae, Streptophyta, Magnoliopsida, Malpighiales, Salicaceae.